GGAACUUCUCUCUUUUGGGACUCACCGGCCUCGAUGUCCCGCAGCACGGUCUCCAGCAGGCCCGCGGACCGCACGGCGCCCACCACCACCAGCAGCUGCAGCUCCGCCGGCCCGGGACCGGGACCGGGACCGGGACCGGGACCGGGACCGGGACCGGGACCAGAACCGGGACCCGGAGGAGGAAGACGAGGAGGAGGAGGAGAACCGGGACCGCCGCCCCGCUCACUCGCCAUCUUUCUUCAUAUGGGGGGAGGACGACGCGGCGCGAUGACGUCACCGCGUCGGUCUAGUAAAGAGGCGGGAAAAAAACGACGCGGGACCUUGAACGCACCGCGGUGGGCGUGGCUUCCCUCUCUCCCCGGUGUCAUGGCGGCUCCCGCGGCUCCAGGCCGCUGCGGCUUCUUCGUGGAGAAGAAGCGGCGCUUCUGCAAGCUGGAGGCCGCGCGCGGGCGCGUGUACUGCGGCGAGCACGCGCACAUGGAGGAAGGGGGCGGAGCCAGGAGGGUCACGUGUCCGCUGGACCCUAAACACACGGUGUGUGUGGACAAGCUGCAGCAGCAUCUGAAGAGGUGCAACUCCCGGGAGAGGCCGCCGCCGGUUUAUUUUGUGAAGGACAGAAACGCGGGGCCGGCCGGGGAAGACGAGGCUCCGCAAAAGAGCCUGUGCGAGCGCACGGACCUGGAGUCGCUGAUCCGGAAAUUAAAGAUGGCCGCCGAAGGGCUGCCCGGUCGCCCUGGCGACCGCAUCCUGUCGCACCCAGCGCUGCAGGCCGAGCUGGACGACCCGCGCAAUGGAGGCUCCGCCCACAAGCACCUGAGGCAGCAGUCCUCCAUCCUGGGCCACCUGGAGGACCUGGGCCUGCUGGCUAAGGGGCGCUGCUUUGUGGAGUUUGGGGCCGGGAGGGGGAAGCUGGCCCACUGGAUCCUGGAGGCCCUGAAGACCCCCCAGGACCAGCAGACCCCCCAGGACCUGCAGACCCCCCAGGACCUGCAGACCCCCAAAGACCUGCAGAUGCUGCUGGUGGAGCGCAGCACCACCCGGUUCAAGGUGGACGGGAGGCACCAGGGCUCCGGGGUGGAGCUGGAGCGGCUCCAGGUGGACAUCCAGCACCUGGACCUGGGUCGGGUCCCCAUGAUCCAGAGGAAGCGGCUCCCCCUGGUGGCCGUGGGGAAGCAUCUGUGCGGGGCGGCCACAGAUCUGGCCCUCAGGUGUUUACUGCGGACCCCCGAAGUCCCGGAUCCUCCUGAACCCCUUCAGAAACGCCGCCGCCCUUCAGAACCGGACCAGGACCCUGAUCCGGACCCGGAUCCAGACCCGGGUCCUGGUCCGGGUCCGGUCCUGGGCCUGGUCCUGGCUCUCUGCUGCCACCACCGCUGCCAGUGGCGCCACUACGUGGGCCGCAGGUUCUUCCUGGACCGGGGUCUGGGCCCCGACGAGUUCUCCGCCUUCUGCCGCAUGUCCAGCUGGGCCACAUGUGGACUGAGGGACCGGGACCACGAUCCAGACCAGCACCAGGACCAGGACCAGGACCAGGACCAGGACCAGGAGAACCACACCAGGUUGCCGGGGGCGACGGAGCGACAGGAAGUGGGCCUGCUGUGCAAGCGGCUGCUGGACGCCGGGAGGCGGGACUUCCUGGAGUCCCAAGGCUUCCGGAGCCACCUGCAGCACUUCGUCCAAUCAGACGUCACCCUGGAGAACGUCCUGCUGACCGGGCUGAGAAGCUCCGCCCCUGGAAAAUAA
Messenger RNA from Salarias fasciatus (jewelled blenny), 1743 nucleotides. RefSeq names its product tRNA methyltransferase 13 (gene trmt13). The transcript is spliced from 12 exons. Bases 34 to 1743 code for a protein of 569 amino acids. Gene Ontology annotation, biological process: tRNA methylation. Lineage: Eukaryota; Metazoa; Chordata; Actinopteri; Blenniiformes; Blenniidae. The record is from RefSeq and is a predicted model, not a curated record.